Molecule: messenger RNA, 990 nt
Organism: Beta vulgaris subsp. vulgaris (sugar beet)
Lineage: Eukaryota; Viridiplantae; Streptophyta; Magnoliopsida; Caryophyllales; Amaranthaceae
Product: expansin-like B1
Exons: 4
Coding region: 90-845 (251 amino acids)
Cellular component (GO): extracellular region
Source: RefSeq, a predicted model, not a curated record
CUCACCAUCUCAAUUUAUCACUUUAGCUUCUUUUUAAUUGAUCCUCUCUAAGUCUAAUUAGCUUCUCUUGUAGUAAAAUUCAAAGAAAAAUGGAGUUGUCACUUGAUCACAAAAAUAGUAUGCUUCUAUUGAUAAUGAUACUAUUGGUUGUACUUGGCUAUGGUCAAGACUAUAUUUGCUCUAGAGCCACCUAUUAUGGUAGCCCUGAUUGCUUAGGAAAUCCAACUGGAGCAUGUGGAUAUGGGGAAUAUGGGAGAACUGUGAAUGAUGGAUAUGUAGCUGGAGUCCACAGGCCAUACAGGAAUGGAACUGGAUGUGGUGGUUGCUAUCAGGUAUGGUGCACCACAGGAGAAUGUACAAAAGAAGGGGUGAUAGUAGUAGCAACAGAUUUUGGGGUUGGUGAUUGGACUGAUUUCCUAUUUCCAGCCAAGGCCUAUACUAAGAUGGCUCGACCUGGUUUUGAAGCCUACCUCCUGUCAUACGGCGUUGUUGAUAUCCAAUAUCGUAGAGUCCCUUGCACCUUUCGUGACUCCAACCUCAUAUUUAGUGUACAUGAGCGCACCAACUACCCUCACUACUUUGCUAUUACUAUCAUCUAUCCUCCUGGUGUCUAUGAUGUUGUUGGUGCUCAAAUUUGGCAGGAAGACUGCAAAGCAUGGAGGGGCAUGAGAAAGCCUUAUGGAGCAGUUUGGGACAUGGAAAAUCCACCAAGGGCUGACCUUCGUGUAAGGUUCCUACUUAGUGCCACUGGCAACGUUAAUGAUGCUACAUGGGUCGAAUCACCCACUAUGAUAACUGCUUUUUGGAACUCAGGAACUACUUAUGAAGUUGCUGUUACACUCUAAUUAUUAUUAUUCUUAGCUCAACUAUGUAUUAUAUUGCAUUGUAUUGUAUGACCUCAUUUUCAUAAUUGUCAUGUGAUUGAAUAAGAUUUAGAUCGUGUACUUGUAUUACAAUUAUGUUGAUUAAUAAAAGUAUUAUUAGUGAUUA